UGUAAGUGGUUUUGACUAGAAAACAGAACCAAGGGCUGAGAACGAAACAGGAAGAUUCCUACCAUGGCUGCAGAAAUCGUCAUGAACGCCACUAUCCCGGCUCAUCCGUACUUCCCUGCGCAGGCUGUACUCCCUGGCUACGUUGCCAACACGUUUGGCGCGCAUGCUUUGCGUGGUAUGUUUGCCGCAGGUGCAACCGCCAUCCUCGUACCGACAUAUCGCAUCAUCAAGAGAACGAGCCCAAACCUCCCUAAUGGCGAGGUUGCCACGGCACUGUGGUUCACUCUCAGCGCCUUUAUCCACCUCUUCUUCGAAGGCUAUUUCUCAUACAACCAAUCCAGCAUGCCAGCAUCCCUACACAUCUUCGGCCAGCUCUGGAAAGAAUACUCCCUCUCCGACUCCCGCUACCUGACCCAGGACUCCUUCAUCGUCUGCAUGGAGACCAUCACCGCCUUCUGCUGGGGUCCGCUGUCCUUCGCGUGCGCAUACUUCAUCGUCAACGGGCAUCCCCUCCGCCAUCCGCUGCAGAUCAUCAUUAGUCUCGGUCAGCUCUACGGCGACGUUUUGUACUUUGCGACGUGCUCGUUCGACAAGCUCGUUGCCAAGAUGAUUUACUGCCGGCCUGAAGACUUUUACUUUUGGUGUUACUAUGUCUUCUUCAAUGCCUUUUGGAUCAUUAUCCCGUUCUAUCUCAUUAUCAAGAGCUGCGCGGAGACAAAGCGGGUCUUUGCAAAGGUUGCGGAGUUGGAGAAGAGCUCUUUGAAGAAGGAUAUAUGAUCCCUGUCUGGCGGGAACUGCCUUGGCACUCUUGCGACAGCACCGGAAGCUGAGAUUACAUGAGCUAAUCUCAUCUUUGACUGGGUUAGAUGUUGAUCAAAGCAAUACCUCGGCAAUGCGUCUGAAGACCUCCGGACUCAAAAUAGAGAAGACGAACAUGGUUGUUGGGAU
Messenger RNA from Colletotrichum acutatum, 948 nucleotides. Its product is annotated as emopamil binding protein. Gene Ontology annotation, biological process: sterol biosynthetic process. Gene Ontology annotation, molecular function: C-8 sterol isomerase activity; cholestenol delta-isomerase activity; steroid Delta-isomerase activity. The coding region runs from base 64 to 777 and encodes 237 amino acids. NCBI's taxonomy places the organism in Eukaryota, Fungi, Ascomycota, Sordariomycetes, Glomerellales, Glomerellaceae. Gene Ontology annotation, cellular component: membrane; endoplasmic reticulum. The transcript is spliced from 2 exons. The record is from RefSeq and is a predicted model, not a curated record.